AAUUAUUUAAAAUAAAAAAGACCCUUAUGACUGGUUUUGUGGUCCAGGGUCACAUAUAUGUUUACGUUAAAGACUUGACUAGCCUAAUAUUUUAUAUUAUGAAGUGCCUCUUUGAUCAUUAAUAUGAGGCACGUGAGUUGCGCGAGGUAAAUCAUCCUCUCGCGCUCAAAAUAAAAACUGCGGGAAAUCGCUUGAGAGACGCUGGAGUUCAAACUCAUCAAACAUUCUUACUGCCGUGAUUGGUUAUAGAGAGAUCACACACUCGUCAGACCAGACUACAGCAAAAUACACUUCAUACAGUGAGACUAUGGCAGCUUCCGGGAGAAAACAGAACAAGAAGACCAAACACACUGACGGCGCCACAGACCUGAAAGCCUUUGGCUUCGACACUCUGGAGGAAAAGAAAGGAAGUGGAUCUGACGAUGAUACGAGAGAUGAAACUCCAAUCAUUGACAAGCUGAUCAAGAAAAGAUCUGCAGAUACAUUUGAUGAUGAUAACCUUAAUGCAGGCGUGGGGAAUGAGGUUCAAACUAUGCUGGAAAGAUUUGGUGCGGACAUCAGCAAAGCCAUGCAGACCAAAAGGAAACGCUUGGAGGUUCUCACCAAAAACUCCCUAAAGGGCAGCACUCAGAAACUGGAGCAAAUGUGGAAAUCCCAGCAAAAUCAGAGGCAAAAGCUGACACAAGAUUAUUCUCAGCAAGUUCUCUCUGUGCUUCAGCACUGGGGGACCGAUGUUCAGAAAUCUGAGGAGCAGGAGGAGAAACUGAACAAUUUGUUUCGGCAGCAGCAGAAGCUCUUCCAGCAGGCGAGGGUUGUGCAAAACCAGAAAAUGAAAACCAUCAAAGACCUGUAUGAGCAGUUUGUCAAGAACAUGGAGGAGAUGGAGAAAAGCCAUGAAGCCUUCCUGCAGGGCACCCAGAUGGAGCUGAGAAAGGAGAUGACCCUGCUGCAGAAGAAGAUAAUGAUGGACACACAACAACAGGAGAUGGCCACUGUUCGGAAGUCCCUCCAUUCCAUGCUGUUCUGAAAACAUCUUUCUGUUUUUAUGUCACCAUUGUAGAAGACUUAACCUUAUGUUCUAAAAGGAAGGUUUGUUUUAUUGAAAAUGUAUGU
Messenger RNA from Sinocyclocheilus rhinocerous, 1113 nucleotides. Its product is annotated as synaptonemal complex protein 3-like. Gene Ontology annotation, cellular component: synaptonemal complex. Bases 308 to 1027 code for a protein of 239 amino acids. NCBI's taxonomy places the organism in Eukaryota, Metazoa, Chordata, Actinopteri, Cypriniformes, Cyprinidae. The record is from RefSeq and is a predicted model, not a curated record. The transcript is spliced from 10 exons. Gene Ontology annotation, biological process: meiotic cell cycle; spermatid development.